Messenger RNA from Pangasianodon hypophthalmus (striped catfish), 4219 nucleotides. Its product is annotated as unconventional myosin-XIX. Gene Ontology annotation, cellular component: vesicle; myosin complex; cytoplasm. The transcript is spliced from 23 exons. Gene Ontology annotation, molecular function: actin filament binding; ATP binding; microfilament motor activity. Gene Ontology annotation, biological process: vesicle transport along actin filament; actin filament organization. Lineage: Eukaryota; Metazoa; Chordata; Actinopteri; Siluriformes; Pangasiidae. The record is from RefSeq and is a predicted model, not a curated record. Bases 160 to 3048 code for a protein of 962 amino acids.
GGAAAAGCGUUCAGUUAGGCGGGGAAGAAAUUUUGUCCUUCACAGUGGAAUUUUCUGACUCAGAAGCAGGAAAGUGGAAGAGCGGUGUGUUAAUGGCGGGGCUGUGAGACUAGGAACCGCUGAAAACGGGGUUUUUGGACAGUCCUGCCUCUUUGUACUAUGGCAAAUGUCAAGCAGAAGCUUUCAUUCAGGACUGAAAAGGUGUCUCGAGACAGAACAGAUGCUGAAUCUGUGAGUUUUGAACUCACGAGACGUCCUGGGAAGGUAAACAGAGAGACAGAGCGGCUCCAAGCCCGCAGAAAGUCUCUCAAUGACUCACUAGAAGGAGACAUCAGAAAUUUUCUAGUAAACGAGGCUGAACUCCACACCUAUGAUGACCUGACCAAAGUCAACCCUGUAACCCCAACCACAGUGCUAAAAUGCCUGCAGGCACGUUACAGUGCGAAAGUGUUUUACACACACGCCGGCUGCACGCUGGUGGCACUGAACCCCUUCCAGCCCAUUCCUCACCUUUACUCGCUGGACGUGAUGCGCGAGUAUCACUCAGCUUCCCAACCUCAGGACUUUAAGCCGCACAUCUUUAUCGUAGCCGAAGAGGCGUACAGGAACGUUCAGGGCCAAGUCGAACCUGUCAACCAAUCACUAGUGGUCUCAGGGGAGAGCGGAGCUGGGAAGACGUGGACGUCACGCUGCCUCAUGAAGUACUACGCCACAGUGGCUACCUCGUCACAGAAGUGCCAGCACACGGUGGAGAGGAUAGAGAGACGAGUGCUGGACUCGAACCCCAUCAUGGAAGCCUUUGGCAAUGCUUGCACUUUACGCAACAGCAACAGCAGCCGCUUUGGAAAGUACAUCCAGCUCCAGCUGAACAGUUCUCAGUUGCUGGUGGGGGCCUCGGUGCAAACGUAUCUCCUAGAGAAGACCAGGGUGGCCUUUCAAGCACCGAAUGAGAGGAAUUUCCACAUAUUUUACCAGAUGAUGAAGGGGGCCACAGAAGAACAGAGGCAGGAGUGGGAGAUGCCACGUGACCAGAAGUUUGCCUGGUUGCCAAAUGCAGAGAAAACCUUAGAAGAGGAUUGCUUCCAGGAGACGGUUGAAGCCAUGGUCAGCCUUGGCAUUGACGCAGACAAGCGUGCACAGAUUUUCAGGAUCCUGGCAGGUCUUCUGCAGCUGGGGAAUGUGAACUUCAGUCCUGGCCCUGAGUCUGAGCCCUGUGGCCUCGAUCACCAGUCCAAAGGUUUCCUAGAGAAGACAGCGGCUCUGUUGCGUGUGCCAGCAGAUGAGCUGCAGGAGUGUGUGAGCGUACGGAUGCUGCGUGCAGGAAAGCAGAGCGCCCUGCUCAAGCCCUGUUCACAGAGCGAGUGUGCUGUGCGCAGGGACUGUCUCGCUAAAGUCAUCUACGCACGACUGUUUGAUUGGUUGGUCGGCUUCAUCAACAGCAGCAUGUGCGCAGACGACUCCAUGUGGUGCAACUUCAUUGGCCUUUUGGAUGUGUAUGGCUUUGAGUGUUUCCUGCUAAACAACCUGGAGCAGUUGUGCAUUAACUACGCCAAUGAGAAGCUGCAGCAGCACUUUGUAGCUCACUAUCUGAAAGCCCAGCAGGAGGAUUACGUGUCUGAGGGACUGCAGUGGUCUUUCAUCCGCUACCAAGACAACCAGAGCUGCCUGGAUUUGAUUGAGGGAAAUCCCACCAGCAUCUUCUCUCUGCUUAAUGAGGAGUGCCGUCUGAACAGAGCCUCCGAUGCUAAGCAGUUCCGGGAGCGUCUGGAGAAGGAGCUCUCUGACAACGGCAGUAUGAGCUGGGACAAGUUUAGCAAACAGCCUCACUUCAUUGUGGCUCACUAUGCAGGCAAAGUUAGCUACCAGAUCGAGGGCAUGAUGGAGAAGAAUAAGGAUCCAGUCCCCCCUGAACUCCUCAGCUUGCUGCAAAAGUCGGAGGAUCCUCUGCUGCAGAGUCUCUUUGCAGACUCAGACACUGAAGGAAACCCUCGUGGCCACAGCAAAGUCGUCACUGUCGUCUCCAAAUUCAGGAACUCCUUGGAGAAUUUGAUGAAGAUUCUGCACAGCACCACGCCUCAUUACACACGCUGUAUUAAACCCAACCCCGACUGCAAGCCGCUUACCUUCAAGAAGGAGGAGGUCAUCACACAGCUGGAGGCAUGUGGAAUAGUGGAGACCAUCCACAUCAGUGCUGCAGGUUUCCCUAUCAGGGUUCCCUAUGACAACUUUAUCCAGCGUUACGGGCUGAUCACCAACACCAGACUCCGGGCUCAAGGAGCUGAGACUGGCGAUCAGAUCGCUCUAAGCCCCGCUGUACAGGACAUUCUGAAUGCAGUCCUGAGGACCAGUUCCCCUGACCCCGACCUCACACCCAACAACAACAACGUGAUGGUGCAUUGUGGGAAGACCAAAGUGUUCCUGACACAUGCCAUGUUGGAGCUAUUGGAAGAGCAGAGGCACAGAGUGCGCUCUCAGAAGGCCUUCUCUAUCCAGUGCUGCUGGCGCAGACACCAGUGCCGCCAGCGAGCCAUCAGGACCAAGUGUGCCACUUUCAUACAAGCAGUGGUGCGGGCCUGGCUGGUCAGGAGAGAGGUGAGGAGAUGGCACAAAGCUGCUACAGUCAUCCAGAAUAAAUGGCGGUUUUGGAGGGCUUUGAUGGACUCCCUGGCUGAGGCGGAGCUGGACAACGCUGAGGAUCUGCAGGAAGAAGAACAGGCACGCUCCAGCUUCCCCAAACCUCUAGCAGUCAGCAGCUGGCCUCUGGGCCUGGCUAUGACCUUCACCCCGAGCGUCACUGUGACUCUGACCACCACAUGUUUCCACAAGGUCAUGUCCCUCAUGGCCACACUGAAGAUCCCCUUCAGGAACGGAGAGUACAAAGUGGAGACCAACCAGUUCAACCAUGGCGUGGCCUCCAUCCGGGCACAGCCACAGGGCUCUGUGAAGCUCCACAUGCAGAGAUCUCCUCUCCGCUACGCCGACAUGUACCCAGGACCCCACACCGACGAAGUGAGUGGGUUCAAUCAGAUUCUGCUGGAGAAAACAUGAGUCUGUGUAUCCACUCUAAUCGACCAAAGCAAGCGUUACCCAAAUCAAUGCACCUUCUAAAUGCACAAGCAGGAAUGAAUGCCAGUGAAACCCAUAGCUGCCACAUCUAAUGUAAUUCCAUUUUGCUGUAUAUAUUCUGUCGGUUAACAUGUAUGUGCCUUUCGUUAAUUACAGUCUGCACACUACUGUAGGCUAUUUUAUACAUAUUUAUUCUGAGAUUAUGCUUCCUGCCUGAGGAAAUCAAUUUUAUAAUCAAAGUCUACUUAUCUGGUUUUGAUAACACUAAUAUUUAUUUGAUUAGAGAUUAUUCUUACAUGUAUUGCUUGAAAGAUAAACUGAGAACUGGGCACAGUUAAAGGGAAACACUAAAGACAUGUUUGCACAGGAGAUGUAAGUCUAAAUGGGGGGAAAAAAAUCCACUACUUGAUGGCAACAUUAGAUUCAAAGCAUAUCAGGAACCAAACAUGUCUUGAUUAAUCGACUAUUCCUUUAAUUCAUUUGAUACAUGAUCAAACCACAGAUUUUGUUUAGGAUUUAUAACUCAGAGAAAAGGGGGAACAUGACAUUAACUGGAACAUUUCUGUACUGUUUAGUACUGUGUACUUGGUAUGUACAUUUCUGCUUUAUUUCAGGCUUAUUGCACAGACAAAUAAAAAACACUACUUUUAUAGGGAAGAGUAGCAUUUAUGACUUAACGAGGAAUUCAUUUCUGUGGGUUUUUACUAUAUUUUGACUUUUUUUCAGGUCUACAUGUUAAUAAUAUAUUUAUAUGUACAAUGAUCAUGUACUGUAUUGGAGAUCUGGUACAUUUUGAGUACUUGACACUGUAAUAUUCACACUACUCAUGUUAAACUUUGGACAUUACUUGGCACAAAUGUUUGUCCUGUUUCUUAUCAAGACUAUAAAUAAGCUAAUAAAUUUGCUAUGGCAUGUUGGAUUUGUGGAACUGAUAUAAGAAAGAAGGUAUCAUUUUAUCCAAACAUCAAAUGAUUUUGUGUUUAAAGAUUAAAUGCUAGUUUUAGAUGCAUUUUAUAACCAAGCAGUUCUUUACUACAGGUAUUUUGACAUCGCAGAUUUUUUUUGGUAGUCAGUGUGAAUUUUAGUCUUUUUCAAAAAUAAAAAUCACAUUUUAUUUGGUUACAGUAUAUAUUCAUGGGACAAUAAUCGAACA